ACACAUGUAAUCCUUGACUUUCAUGUUCUAUCUUUUCACAAUUCUUGUCCUCGCCGCUUCGACAGUGAAGCCAGUACUCAAGCUGCAAAGUCCGCGUACUCUACCAUCCACCGAGACAUACGCAGGGCAGUUGCAUCCGUGUUGCAAAUCAAGGAAAAGUCCAGAGCACAUGUGGCUCAUCCUGCUAUCCCUGCAGAACAUGCUGAGGCACUCAUCAGACGUCUGCGUGCGGAGAGCUCGGGGUCACAGCAUCCCAUUUUCACUCAUCUUAGAACUGCUUUGCUAUGUCAUUAGCUAAUAAUGUGAAUCAUGGCAGAGCCCACUACAGUCGCAUUCUGCGAAGUUCUGAACAGGCCU
Molecule: messenger RNA, 357 nt
Organism: Suillus subalutaceus
Lineage: Eukaryota; Fungi; Basidiomycota; Agaricomycetes; Boletales; Suillaceae
Exons: 2
Source: RefSeq, a predicted model, not a curated record